Molecule: messenger RNA, 768 nt
Organism: Lachancea nothofagi CBS 11611
Lineage: Eukaryota; Fungi; Ascomycota; Saccharomycetes; Saccharomycetales; Saccharomycetaceae
Source: the annotation of a GenBank genome assembly
AUGUCUGAGACACCAGAAAGGUCUGAAAGUCAACUAUUUGUGGUGGAAGAAGAUGAAGAUGUGGUCAUGGGAAGUCCGGACGGCGAAAAUGCUCCAGAAGACGACCCUAUAGUUACCGAAAUACCAAUAAAUUUGACGAAUGGACCUUUCCCGCUUCAUAUACUACAGCAUCCAAAUAAACCACGGAAAACUGCACAAGAUGCUGUGCUCAAUCCACCCGUGAGCCAGGUAAGAUAUAGAACAAAGUCAGCGCUUUGGGAGCUGGAUGUGCCGGUAAACACUGAGGUUUUCUACGACAAGAACCGUGCGGAAGAUGACUGGGAAUCUGUGGCGCACCAAACCCUCAAAGGCGUCAGCGUUCCAAGCGAGGGUCAGUACGUAGGGAUGAUGUCAGAAGAUCAGCUUUAUUUGAUUCCUGUUCAGGCUGUCGCGCAGGUUAGACCAUUUUUCAAAUACAUCGACACUGCGGCAGCGCAGUCCAGAAGAGACGACGACGACUCGAGGUCCCAACAAUUCGCUAACCCACAAGCGAGAAAGGCCCAGGUGGUCACAAUGUCUGUAAAAAGUAGUAGCGAAGCCAACCAGCCCCGGUUAGGCGGUUCUUUGCUGGCGCAUAAGAUCGCGGAUGAAGAGAAAUAUCAAGAGCUAGAAUGGAUAGAGGGCACUUUCCCGCAAUUCCAAGAAAGCGUCAUUACGGAAGAAUCUCGCAUUAGACUGCAGUCUGUUGGAGACGAAAACGACUAUUUAUCAAAGGCUAUUACUAUGUAG